Messenger RNA from Hyaena hyaena (striped hyena), 3223 nucleotides. RefSeq names its product potassium two pore domain channel subfamily K member 2 (gene KCNK2). Gene Ontology annotation, cellular component: membrane. Lineage: Eukaryota; Metazoa; Chordata; Mammalia; Carnivora; Hyaenidae. The record is from RefSeq and is a predicted model, not a curated record. The transcript has 7 exons. Gene Ontology annotation, molecular function: potassium ion leak channel activity; outward rectifier potassium channel activity. Gene Ontology annotation, biological process: stabilization of membrane potential; potassium ion transmembrane transport. Bases 142 to 1377 code for a protein of 411 amino acids.
UCCCGCGAUUUCGUUUCUUCUCACGCUCCCCCCCCCACACCCCCUCCCGCGUCCAGCCCCGCUCUCCCCACCUUGUAAAACAAAGCCGGGGAAAAUGCCUGCCCGUGCAGCUCGGAGCGCGCAGCCCGACUCUGAAUAAGAAUGGCGGCACCUGACUUGCUGGACCCUAAAUCUGCCGCUCAGAACUCCAAACCGAGGCUCUCGUUUUCCACGAAACCCACAGUGCUUGCUUCCCGGGUGGAGAGUGACACGACCAUUAAUGUUAUGAAAUGGAAGACGGUCUCCACGAUUUUCCUGGUGGUUGUCCUCUAUCUGAUCAUCGGAGCCACCGUGUUCAAAGCAUUGGAGCAGCCUCAUGAGAUUUCACAGAGGACCACCAUUGUGAUCCAGAAGCAGACAUUCAUUUCCCAGCACUCCUGUGUCAAUUCGACCGAGCUGGACGAACUCAUCCAGCAAAUAGUGGCAGCAAUAAAUGCAGGGAUUAUACCUUUAGGAAACACCUCCAAUCAAAUCAGUCACUGGGAUUUGGGAAGUUCCUUCUUCUUUGCUGGCACUGUUAUAACAACUAUAGGAUUUGGAAAUAUCUCACCGCGCACAGAAGGGGGGAAAAUAUUCUGUAUCAUCUAUGCCUUACUGGGAAUUCCCCUUUUUGGUUUUUUGUUGGCUGGAGUUGGAGAUCAACUAGGGACCAUAUUUGGAAAAGGAAUUGCAAAAGUGGAAGAUACCUUUAUUAAGUGGAACGUUAGUCAGACCAAGAUUCGCAUCAUCUCAACCAUCAUAUUUAUACUCUUCGGCUGUGUACUCUUUGUUGCUCUGCCUGCGAUCAUAUUCAAGCACAUAGAAGGCUGGACUGCCCUGGACGCCAUUUAUUUUGUGGUCAUCACUCUAACGACCAUUGGAUUUGGCGACUACGUGGCAGGUGGAUCAGAUAUUGAAUAUCUAGACUUCUAUAAGCCUGUCGUGUGGUUCUGGAUCCUUGUAGGGCUUGCUUAUUUUGCUGCUGUCCUGAGCAUGAUUGGGGACUGGCUCCGAGUGAUAUCAAAAAAGACAAAGGAAGAGGUGGGGGAGUUCCGAGCCCACGCCGCCGAGUGGACGGCAAACGUCACCGCCGAGUUCAAGGAGACCAGGAGGCGCCUGAGCGUGGAGAUCUACGACAAGUUCCAGCGAGCCACCUCCAUCAAGCGGAAGCUGUCGGCGGAACUCUCUGGCAACCACAACCAAGAGCUGACCCCAUGCAGGCGGACCCUGUCCGUGAACCACCUAGCCAGCGAGAGGGAUGUCCUGCCUCCCUUACUGAAAACCGAGAGCAUCUAUUUGAACGGACUGACGCCGCACUGUGCGGGCGAGGAGAUCGCGGUUAUCGAGAACAUUAAAUAGCCCUCUCUUUGAAGAGCCUUAGGCGUAGCCAUAGGUGAGGACUUCUAUAUGCUCUUUAAUGACUGUUGCUGGUAGCGUUUUUUAAAUUGUGCAUGAGCUCCAAAGGGGGAAACAAAAUAGAUAACACCCACCAUGGUCAUCUACCAUCAAGAGAAUUUGGAAUCCUGAGCCAGCACUCUCUUUUUGAUGACGCUUGUUGAACAGUCCACGCUCCUUGACAAGUGGAAUAAAACAAGCAAUGUCUGAUGCCUUUCUGUGCCCAGACUGUUUUCCUCCCUCUUUUCCUAAUGUGCCAUAAGGCCUCAGAAUGAAUUAUAAUUGUUUCCGGUAAUAAUGUAGCUUUGAGGGAUCAAGUCCUUAACUUUUCAGGGUCUACCUAACUGAGCCUAGAUAUGGACCAUUUAUGGAUGACAACAUUUCUUUUUGUAAAUGGCAAGAGAUUCUUAUGCAGCCUUUUACCUAAGAAAUUUUCUGUCAGUGCCUUAUCUUCCGAAGAAAGAGAACCUCUCUAGCUAAUGUAUGGUUUCUCCUUCCCCGCCCUACCCCUAGGCUCACUUCUGCAGCCCUUUAUCCCACAACUCCCGUUUGAAUACCAUACCUUGCUGGAAACAGUGCGUAAAAUGAAGUGAUGAUGCCCGAAGAAGGAAUAGAUGCCACAUUAGAUGGACAUUGAAGCAGAAAUUCUAGCGUUAAAGGCACUGCAAAGAAAUGAGGUGUGCAGAUGGCCCCUCUAAGUAUUUAUUUGACUCAGGUACCAGUGGUACAUAUAUACAGUGGAAUUAUCUCCAGGCUGGUAAAAUUGGCUGCUCUAAACAGUCCCUGUUUUUCCUGGCAGUAUUUGGAAUUUAUCACUUAUUGCUAACUACACAUUUUUUAAAGGUGGAAGAAAAUAUAUAUAUAUAUAUCAGACAUGGAUAGUAUUGGAGAUGAUUUAAGACAAUUGGUGUGAAAGAAGAUAGCACGAUAAUGUGUUACGAGCAUUUGGCUAAUAAACAUUAUACUGCCAGCACCUAUUUGCUUUUUGAUGUGGAAGGCUUAUACGAUUUUCUUUUCCUGGGUGACUUUCGCCAGACAGGGGAGGUGACGCUGUAGCCGGAGGUGGGCACAGCCUAGCCUUGUGUGGGUGUCCCUCUGGAGCUGUGAGUGAGUUUGAGAGCAGAAGUAGAAACUGGGAUCACUGUGAUAUAUUGCACAUGGAAAAAAAAUGCAGAAUGCAGGCAUAAUUCAUCUUUGACAUUAGAGAAAAAGCUGUUAUAGCACAAUUUAAAUCUUGGGAGCUUUUUUUUUUUAGAUAGAAAAGGCUGAUAACCCUUUUUAGUUGAAUUUUAUAUCCUGUAACUUUGGAUGUUUCCAAGAUUCAGAAAAAAAUUCAUUAAAGGCACCUAGUAGAUUGCUACUCUCAUUUAUUUUCAUACUUAGAUCUGCUGUACAUUGUAUAUAUAAUUUUUAAAAUGCAGAAAGAAGAUGGUUUCCCCAAAUACAAUUGCAAAACAUUUCUUUCAUUCUGGGGAGAGGGGUGUGACAGUGGUGGAAAUAUCUGAAUAAGUGGCAUUCAGAUUAGGGUCUUAAAAAAUAAACAGGAUCUUAAAAAAAAAAAAAAAAACAUCUAAAUAGAUGCUUAUUUUCCAAAAUUUAAAUCUAAGCCAGACAUGUAAAUAUUACGUUAACUUGUUGAAGGUACUUUUAUAAACUUAAAAAAUUCUAACCCAAAUUUUAGAAAGUCAGGCUCUUUUAGAAAGCAAGCUACACCCAUCUCCUCAACAACUGUUCUGAAAGUUCAUAUGGUGGAAUGCACCAUGUAUAAACUGUGAAUUGUAUUGACAAAUAAAGUUUGUAAUUAAAGUCA